AUGGCAUCUAUAGCGUCCCUACUAAAUCCGGAACCGGUAACUUAUCAAGGAAGUCAACAGCUUCCUACACCUUGCUCCAGUCGCUCGAGAGAGUUUGCGACACAACCUCAAAGAAAAAAGCAAAAGGUAUCGAAGGAUGCGGCGAUCUUUACCAGAGGAAAAAUUAGGGGCGAACUUAGAUACCCCCCGUGUGAAUACCAAGAUAAGGUCCUAGUAGAGGCUCAUCGAGAGCUUGAAAUACACCCGAUGGGGCAUAUCACAGAGUUUCCUCGGCAUAUACCUUACAACAGCGAAAAAAAAUCAUUCCUUGAAAAGACCGGACGAGAGAGUUUCGAAGGUUAUUGGAUGCCCUUUGAAGCAGCCAAAGCUGUUGCAGCGACGUUCUGCUGGAAAAUCCGGUACGCUCUGACGCCACUUUUUGGUGUCGAGUUCCUCUCACUAUGCGUCCCUCCCAAUGAUCCAAAGUUUGGCAGAAUGACAAUCGAUCCGGAAAUUAUACAAACUGCCACUGUCACUGCACACCAAUUUCGCCUACUUGAAAUGAACGAAAAUUCGCAUCGUCGCAACCCAAGCGCCGAUUCCUACCCUACGAAUCCUGCUGCUCUGAAAAGUGCGAGCGCGAAAAAUUUGAGACCGAGAUCCUCCAAUAGGCCUGGACUUGAAAACCAACCUGAAGAAACGAUUCAUGCAGGUCAUUAUCAAUCGCGUGCGUCACCAGGCUGUGGCUGGACUCCGACAAAUACUCCGAGGUCAGCAGGCCUAGUGUCAUUUGUCCCAUCUCCCCAAGAAAUCCUUGUUUCUCUUUCUGGCUUUCACGAAAAGCCCGGGAAACCGCCAGUUUCGUACGGGAGCGACCCUAUCACUGAUGGGGAUACCUCUUCGGCAAACUCAGCCCUAUCCGACUCAGGCGAUGACUCCUAUACCGACGACGGUUCGAUGGCGGAUUCAUCUGAAUCCGAGAUGGAUAUCUCUACAGGAGCUCAGAGUUCUCCUCUCCCGCUAACGAACGAUGCACGAGCGGCGUAUAUGUUAAUGCAAUUACAUAUGCAGGAAAAUGCGGGUCUCGAUAAUGAAUUCCCGCGGAAAAGACGCCGAGCUUCGGCUUGA
Messenger RNA from Uncinocarpus reesii 1704, 1107 nucleotides. RefSeq lists its product as uncharacterized. The record is from RefSeq and is a predicted model, not a curated record. Gene Ontology annotation, molecular function: DNA binding. NCBI's taxonomy places the organism in Eukaryota, Fungi, Ascomycota, Eurotiomycetes, Onygenales, Onygenaceae. The transcript is spliced from 2 exons. Bases 1 to 1107 code for a protein of 368 amino acids.